AUGCAGAGAAAGCACGCAAAGAGUUCGAUGAUGUAAAUCGUGAAAAAGAUGACCUGUUAAAUAAACUGGCGUAAGUUACAAAUUUUUAUCAUUGUCAACAUAUAGACAUUCUUGAUUCUUAUAUUCUUUGGUUUAAAUUUCACAAUGUACAGGCCCACAAUUGUAUAGGUAAUAUGUUUUAACUUUCGUUGAUAUUAUGCUUGUUUUAUUUUAACACAAUGUUUCCUUACCCCUGUACCGACGUUAUUUAAAAUACCGUGGUGGCAUGCUAAUAAUCAUAUUUACAUAUACUGUACUGUACUGUACUGUAUUGUAAUGUAUUUGUGACGAGCGCACAUUUGCGUGAUUCAGUCCAGGGUAUGCGCUUGAAAAACGUGCGCACGGGACGUCCAGUUUGAGAAGAACUCGGGAUCGAUACUCAGGGGCCAGUUGUUCAAAAGCCGAUUAGCUUAACCCUAGGUUAACUUAAAAUUCAAAGGAAACUUCCUAACAGCUUGUUUUUAAAUUUGGAAAUAUUUCUUCACAAACCAUGUCUGGAUCAAUAGAAGUUUUCUUUUCUGACAUUUUGAAAUAUAUGGACAUGCAGAAAUAUGCAAACUAAAACAGCGGGUUAAAUUUUAACCCUGGAUUAGCGCUAAUCCACCUUUGAACAACCGGUCCCAGGAGACAAAAUUACAUUUUUUUUUAUUUGUAAUGCAAUUACUUCAUUAAAUCGUUUGCCGUGAUUCGAGUGUUUGUUGUGUGCCAACAUAUUCCUUUUAUCUUUAUAUAUUUCAGUUUUCCGGCCCUUUUGAGUUUUUGGUAAAAUUUAAUGCUAUUUUGCUUCAUUAAAAGGAUGCAGUAUUAGACUUUGUCCUGUUCCUCUAUAGUGGGAAUAAACAGGACGCCGCGCUCAGAAACCUCAUGCACACUACUACUAAUAUACUGUAUUGUUAUUUAAUUGAAUCGACUUACGCAUUGUUGUACUGUAUGUGUUCAUCUAGUGAGAUCGAUCGAUUAAACAAGAUUGAUAUGGGAGAACAUGAAGAAUUUUCGCCUCUGCAUGGAGAAUGUUUUGAUAUGACAGAUCGAGA
This is a messenger RNA of Paramuricea clavata, 1073 nucleotides long. The record is from the annotation of a GenBank genome assembly. NCBI's taxonomy places the organism in Eukaryota, Metazoa, Cnidaria, Anthozoa, Malacalcyonacea, Plexauridae.